This is a messenger RNA of Anolis carolinensis (green anole), 2833 nucleotides long. RefSeq names its product C-signal. The record is from RefSeq and is a predicted model, not a curated record. Gene Ontology annotation, molecular function: oxidoreductase activity. The coding region runs from base 233 to 1003 and encodes 256 amino acids. The transcript is spliced from 7 exons. Lineage: Eukaryota; Metazoa; Chordata; Lepidosauria; Squamata; Anolidae. Gene Ontology annotation, cellular component: cytoplasm.
UGCACGGAGGAGGUCACAUUUCGUUUCAAGACCUUUACAGAAAACCACUACGAACCCAGCUACUGAUACUUGCCUUCUUCAUACAUCAGUACAGAUCGCUCUCAAAAGCACAUCAAAUACAGUAGAAUGCAAGCCAAGUUCAGUUUCUUCCCGGACUUGCGGCAAUGACCUUGCAAAAGCUGGGCUUGAGCUGGCAGCACAGAGCUCGGUUGCUUCGCUCUAGGUCGGAAGAAUGGCAGCACUGAACCCACACAGUGUCCUGGUGACUGGCUCCAAUCGUGGCCUUGGCUUGGAGAUGGUCAGGCAACUCGUCGGGGGAAAGAACCCACCGAAAAAGAUCUUUGCCACCUGCCGAGACCCGGAGGGAGCACGUGCUCAGGACUUGAGGAAUUUGGCUCGUGAACACAAGCAAAUAGAGAUUAUCAAACUGGUUGUUUCUGAUCCAACCAGCAUCAAGGCUGCUGCAGCCAGAGUCACUGAACAGCUGGGAGGAUCUGGGCUGAAUUUGCUGAUAAAUAAUGCUGCGAUCGCAAAGGUCAGCACUCUGGCGGCAGAGACACGGGAGAAUAUGAUGGAGGUGUAUGAAACGAAUGUGGUUGGGCCCAUGAUGGUGAGCCAGGCAUUCACGCCCUUGAUCAAGAAGGCUGCUCAAGAAAGUCCCCAGAAAGGGAUGAGCUGCAGCAAAGCAGCCAUUAUCAACCUGUCCAGCGAAGGCGGCUCCAUCACCAAUGUUCUCCUGUUCGAGUCUGGACAGGUCGUCAAUUACCGGUGUAGUAAGGCUGCCCUGAAUAUGCUCACCAAGUGCCAGUCCUUGGCUUAUGCAGAAGACAAGAUCCUGUGUGUUGCGAUGCAUCCAGGAUGGGUGCAGACAGAUAUGGGAGGCGCCAUGGCCAAACUGAAAGUAGACCAGAGUGUGCAAGACAUACUGAACACAAUUUCCAAACUUUCGGAGAAAGACACUGGCACCUUUGUGAAUUGGGAGGGGAAACCUGUUCCCUGGUGAGCAGAUUUUCCCAGAACCGGAGGAAGAGCAAUACAAACAAUGCUAACAGCAACCUUUAAUUAAAUAUAUCCUAUACUGCGGAAUAUCUUUCUUCCUUCUAACUGCCCCAUAUGCUUAUUUUGGGCUGCUGUACAUUAUCUAAUUCCUUUGCCAUUUUCUUUAAUAGGAGGUGGUUAUGGUGGAAAGCACAUACUAAUUACAGUAGAGUCUCACUUAUCCAACAUAAACGGGCCAGCAAAACAUUGGAUAAGUGGAAAUGUUGGAUAAUAAGGAGGGAUAAAGAAAAAGCCUAUUACUCAUCAAAUUAGGUUAUGAUUUUACAAAUAAAGCACCAAAACAUCAUGUUUAACUACAAAUUUGAUAGAAAAAGUAGUUCAAUACGCAGUAAUGCUAUGUAGUAAUUACUGUAUUGACUAAUUUAGCACCAAAAUAUCAUGAUGUAUUGAAAACAUUGACUACAAAAAUGAGUUGGAUAAUCCAGAACGUUGGAUAAGCGAGUGUUGGAUAAGUGAGAGACUACUGUACUAAUUACAGUAGAGUCUUACUUAUCCAACAUAAACGGGCCGGCAGAACGUUGGAUAAGCAAUUAUUUUUCAUUUGUUUACAUCUUCCAGUACAGUAGAGUCUCGUUUAUCCAACGUAAACGGGCCGGCAGAAUGUUGGAUAAGCGAAUAUGUUGGAUAAUAAGGAGGGAUUAAGGCAAAGCCUAUUAAACAUCAAAUUACAUUAUGAUUUUACAAAUUAAGCACCAAAACAUCAUGUUUUUUCAACAGAAAAAGCAGUUCAAUACACAGUAAUGUUAUGUAGUAAUUAGUAAUUCAGUAGAGUCUCGCUUAUCCAACGUAAACGGGCUGGCAAAAUGUUGGAUAAGUGAAUAUGUUGGAUAAUAAGGAGAGAUUAAGGAAAAGCCUAUUAAACAUUAAAUUAGGUUAUGAUUUUACAAAUUAAGCAACAAAACAUCAUGUUAUACAACACAUUUGACAGAAAAAGUAGUUCAAUACACAGUAAUGCUACGUAGUAAUUACUGUAUUUACGAAUUUAGCACCAAAAUAUCAUGAAAUAUUGAAAACAUUGACUACAAAAAUGCGUUGGAUAAUCCAGAUCCAGCGAGUGUUGGAUAAGUGAGACUCUACUGUACUAAUUACUGUAUUUAUGAAUUUAGCACCAAAACAUCACAAUGUAUUGAAAAUAUUGACUACAAAAACAUUGACUACUGAAAAAGUUGACUUCAAAUAAAGAUAGAAUUGCAUAGAAUGAACGUACAGUAACAACAUUGUCAGAAAUUAAAUCUGUAAAAAGUUCAGGCCUUGCUGCCUAGAGAAACAGCUGGGGAUCUGGGCGGGAGGCAGACUGCGUUGGAUAAUACAGAACAUUGGAUGAGUGAAGGUUGGAUAAGUGAGACUCUACUAUAUAGUUAUUUUCAGACUAUGGAAAAGUUAUGUUUUGAACUACAACUCACUUGGCCUAUGGUCUAAAAAAAGUACUUUCCCAAAGCUUUGUACUUUUUCAUGAUAGUGGUAGAAAUCAGUCUCUCCUAGCAGAGAGAUUGUUGGCUGCUUCCAGAUGAGAAUGACUGUUUUGCUUUAAAAGGCAGCUUCCAGAUCUUUAGCAUCCAAACAGCAUUCUAUAUACAAAUGGUCAUUUCCUUUUUUUAAAUCUCCAUAAACUGCAAUAAAAAACACUGUUUUCUGUUCAUUCUGUUCCCCUUCUUUUCCCCUGCAUGCUUCCUCCCACCUUUGCUCAAUGCAUAAUAUAUAUGAUUUUGUAAGCUUGCAAAAGGAAUUUUAAGCACUUUUGGCUGUUCUAAUAAAAGUAUUGCUACAAAAUGAA